Molecule: messenger RNA, 2601 nt
Organism: Rotaria sp. Silwood1
Lineage: Eukaryota; Metazoa; Rotifera; Eurotatoria; Philodinida; Philodinidae
Source: the annotation of a GenBank genome assembly
AUGUCGAUUACUAAUUCUGGUCUAUAUGAGUGUCCAUCAAUAAUUCUGGUGUAUAUGAAUAUCGAUUACAAUUUCUGGUAAGUCAAUUGAUUUAUAUAAACUCAAAUCUAAUUUGUUUUUGUUUAUUUAGGUCUAUAUGAAUAACCAUUAAAAUGUCGGGUAAAUCAGCUGAUUUAUAUCAACUUUAUAAAUCUAGUUUUUUGUUUAUUUAGGUGUAUGUGAAUGUCCAUUGAUAAUUUGGGUAAGUCAACUGAUUUCAAUAAAAGUAAAUCUGAUUGUUUUUUCUUCAUUUAGGUCUAUAUGAAUGUCCAUGAAGAAUUCUGGUACGUCAACUGAUUUAUAUAAACUUCAAGCUGAUUCUUUUUUGUUUAUUUAGGUCUAUGUGAAUAACCACCAAAAUUUCUGGGAAGUCAGCUGAUUAAUAUAAACUUAAAUCUAAUUUGUUUUUGUUUAUUUAGGUCUAUAUGAAUAUCGAUUACAAUUUUUGGUAAGACAAUUGAUUUCAAUAAAAUUCAAUCUGAUCCUUUUUUCUUUAUUUAGGUCUGUAAUGAAAUUGCAUUAAUAUUCAUGCGUGGGCUGAGAGUGUGAGGGCUUUCGUGGCUCAUGUAAGGGUUAUUUUAAUUGACCGAAGUAAGGUAUCGACUUGUUCUGGAACCUGCUCGGGAACAGUUAAUGCGUUUCCGAUGGUUGGUGUGUUGUGGUAGUAAAAUAUGCUAAUGUAGGGUUUCCGAGUGCUCGGAAACCUUUUCUCGAAAACCCUUAAAAGGUUUCCGAUAGUAACAAGUUCGGAAACCUAUUAACGGUUUCCUACACGACGGAUUUUUCUUAGAGUGUAGGAGAUUAUUCUUUCUUUACCUAUACUCUCUAUGCUCCAGUUUUAGAAGUUGUUUCUAAUAUUCGUCUUUUAAUCGAUUCAUGAUACCAAGUUGUGUCAACAGUCCAGUUGAAAAUAAAAUAUACUAUAAAGUAAAAAAGGACAGUGUCUACUUUCAAAUAUGAUUGGCUACACAAGUAAAUGGCCAGUAAAGAUAAAUCAGACUGACCCUGCAUAGAGAAGUGAAAGUAUACAUUUGGAAAAUAUACUAUGAUAAAGAAGUGGGUUGGUUUUCUUUUAUUGCUUAUUUCUAGAAAAUGAUUCAAAUGAAUAGAAUCUAUUUCUUGUUGCAGUCUAACUUUACUUCGUUGUCCUCUUCCACAUCGUCUUCUCAACAAUGUCUCACUGCUACAACAUCGAAGAAUAAACAAAUAGCUAGAGUCAAGAAGCGUAGACAUCCAUCAAAGCAUGAAUGGAGCGAUGAUGUACAUUAACACUAGAGUUAUGAAUAAACAUGUAUAUCUUUUCUUUCAAUAAAACUGACAUUUGUAAUAGAGUGUAUUGAAGGAAUUAGGAGAAUAGUAACUAACACUAGAAUUAUAAUAGUGAACAGAAGCACAAGCUUGAUUGCUUGAAUUCAUCGAAGCGUUCUCUAUACAUGAUUUUAGGUUGCGAGACUAGCAUAUCACUUCAUAUUCUCUCACACGUGAACAAAACUUAACAUACUUACGACAAUUGUGUCGUUUUUUUUAUUACGACCCUCAUGUCUUCGUCAUUACGACCAUCCGGACACUCGGAUUCCGAUCUUCAGCCAAAUUUUUAUGGUCGUAAAGAGAAAAAUUUAUAUGGAGUUCAGAAUCAAUUCUGAAAAUAGCUUUUUCAAUGGUUAUAAUCGUUGAAAAAGCUAUUGUAAAAAUUGAUUCUGAACUCCUGCACAGGCUUCAUUCCGAACACCCUGUAUUUCUGUUGUAUUUCAUUUACGAACUCCAUUCCGAACACCAUGACAUUUUCUUCAAGUUCGGGGAUCGUAAGCACACUAAUUCACGAGGAGGUCGUAAAAAUGGGGUGAGACGAGAUGUCAUUUUCCCAGGUCCUCCACUCCUACAAUUGGGGUACCCUUAGGCGUUCAAAUCCUACUAGUAGAGGGUACCCUUGAGUCCUCCAGCACUACUAUUGCGUGGUACCCGUAGGUUCUCUAGUCCUACUAUUGGCGGGUAUCCCAAUCCUAGGACUUGAGGACCCCAGGGUACCUCCCAAUACUAGGGCUUCAGGCACUAAGGGUACCCCCAAUAGUAGGACUUGCAGACCCAAGUGUACCUCCCUAUAGUAGGACUUGAGGACCCAAGGGUCCGACUCAAUUGUAGUACUGGAGGCCUGAAGAGUACCCCCUAAUAGUAGGCCUUGAGGACCUAAGGGUCCCAUGAACAGUAGGACUGGAGGAUCAAAGGGUACCCCCUAAUAGUAGGGCUUGAGGACCUAAAGGUACCCCCAAUAGUAGGACUGGAGGACCUAAGGGUCCCCAAUAGUAGGACUGGAGAACCUAAGUGUAUCCCCUAAUAGUAGGGUUUGACGACCCAAGGGUACCCCUAAUAGUAGAACCUGAGGACCUUAGGGUACCCCCUACUGGUAGGUCUUGAGCACCUAAAGGUACCCCCAAUAGAAGGGCAUGAGGACCUAAGAGUACCCCUAAUAGUAGGAGUGGAGGACCUAAGGGUACCCCCAAUAGUAGGGCUUGAGGACCUAAGGGUACCCUCUAAUAGUAGGGCUUGAGGACCUAAGGGUACCCC